Messenger RNA from Xenia sp. Carnegie-2017, 759 nucleotides. RefSeq names its product ryncolin-1-like. The transcript is spliced from 3 exons. The record is from RefSeq and is a predicted model, not a curated record. Bases 1 to 633 code for a protein of 210 amino acids. NCBI's taxonomy places the organism in Eukaryota, Metazoa, Cnidaria, Anthozoa, Malacalcyonacea, Xeniidae.
AUGGAAGGAUACUUUGGAGAAUGUAACUCGUGCAGGAGAGCCAAAGAUUGCACUGAGGUACAAAAUAAUGGCAAGAACGAAAGUGGAGUUUAUCAAAUUGAUCCUGAUGGUAAAGGAUACUUUGAGGUCUUCUGUGACAUGACGUCAUCGGGUGGUGGUUGGACUGUAAUUCAAAGAAAUAUAAAAAGUGGAAAUACAGACUUUUAUCUGGGUUGGGCGGAGUAUAAACGUGGCUUUGGUAAUCUUAAAUCCGAGUUCUGGCUUGGAUUGGACAAGAUACAUCGACUAACAUCGGCAAAAAAUAAUAAACUUCGAAUUGACCUUAAACACAAGAAUGGACUUAAAAAAUACGCUGAAUAUGAAGAUUUUGUUGUAAAGGAUGAAAAUUCUAAGUAUCAAUUAAGUAUCGGAAAAUACACAGGAACUGCUAGGGAUUCAUUAUCCUAUCACAAUAACAUGAAGUUUUCAACCAAAGAUUCAGAUAAUGAUAAAGAUAGUAGUGGAAGUUGCGUUUAUAGUGGCUUGGGUGGUUGGUGGUAUAAUCAUUGUGGUCAUUCUCUUCUAAAUUAUGAAAAUCCUGCCUGGGGUUUUCAUGAAAACUGGAAAACCAGUGAAAUGAAAAUUAAACCAUGAAGACUUUUCAUAAAUAUUUAUAGUUUCAUGACAAUGAUCAAUAUAUCUAUCAAUACGUCAUGUAAAAAUAUGUUUGUUUAUGAGCAAAUAUGCAAAAAAUUGUGUUAAUUUCAUGAAGUAAUAAAA